AUGUCCUCUCCAAUAGACCGUGGUGAUCCAAACGCUAUUGCCAUUGUGGGCAUGUCCUGCCGGUUUUCCGGGAUAGCGAGCUCUCCAGAAGGCUUGUGGCAGAUGUUGACAAAUGGACUUACAGGAUGGACUAACACUGCAGACAAUCGCUUCAACCUAAACGCGUUUUGGCACCCACAAGCUAGCCUUAGCGGUUCGUUUAAUGCUCGUGGACUCCAUUUGAUCAAGCAGGACCCAGCGCUUUUCGACAAUGGCUUCUUCGGCAUCUCAAACAUCGAAGCGAAAGCCAUGGAUCCACAGCAUCGAAUGAUGCUAGAAGUUGCGUAUGAAGCUUUUGAGGAUGCUGGAAUUGCCAUGACGGCUUUGAAAGAUUCAGAUACGGCCGUAUAUUGCGCUGUUUCCCAUCAUGACUACGAAAAGAUCCUCGGUAGAGAUGCAGAGGUCUCGCCAGGAUAUCGCUUUACGGGAACGGGCCCAUCUAUGCUUGCAAAUCGCAUUUCUUAUUUCUUCAAUUUGCAUGGACCGAGCAUUACACUCGACACAGCCUGCUCUAGUGGACUAGUCGCUCUGCACGAAGCCUGCAAAUCUAUUCGCGGGGGUGAAGUAACACAAGCUCUCGUUGGCGGCGCAAACCUCAUUAUUGAUCCCGAUCAAGUCGAUCUCAUAUCAUCAUUGUCAUUCCUUUCGCCUCACGGCCGCUGCUACUCUUUCGAUUCUCGUGCUGAAGGUUUCGGGAGAGGCGAAGGAAUUGCUGCUGUGAUGCUCAAAUCGUUGGACAAGGCACUGCGUGAUGGCGAUACCAUUAGAGCUGUCAUACGUGGCAGUAGCGUUGUGCAGGACGGUCGUACUUCAUCAAUCACGGUACCGUCAGGUGAGAUUCAGGCAAGGAUGAUGCAGAGGCUAUAUGAACAAGUAGGCCUUGAUCCAAGCGAUACAGCCUAUGUUGAAGCACACGGAACGGGAACAACAUUGGGCGACAAGAUUGAAGCCAGCGCCCUGCGAGAUACAUUUUGCAAAAACAGGGACAAGAGUAACCUUAUCGUCGGAAGCAUUAAAUCGAAUAUUGGCCACACAGAGAGCGUCGCUGGACUAGCAGGUUUAAUUAAAACCGUCCUGAUACUCGAGAAAGGAUACAUACCCCCAAACCCGACUUUUGUUCAGCCGAGCGAGAAAUUGCCGAUUAAAGACUGGAAUAUCGAGGUGCCAAAAUGCAUGAUUCCAUGGCCGGAGAACGAAAUUCGUCGAGUGUCUAUAAAUAGUUUCGGGUACGGCGGUACAAACGGCCAUGCCAUCUUAGAAGCUGCUGCAGACUAUCUUGGUCAGAGCCCAGCUAGAGUACAAGAUAACUUAGACUCAUCAUCGCGCCCACGGCUUUUUGUCCUGUCUCAUGAGCUUGAGUCAGGGAUACGAGAAACUGCAGCCAACCUCAAAAGGUUUGUCACCAGCCUCGAUGAAACUUCCCAAUCCUUAGACAGCCUGGCUUUCAGUCUCAAUCGACGCUCUGUCCUGAAUUACCGAUCUUUUGUUACGGCUUCAACAAAAAAGGAGCUUCUUGACAGCCUUGCAAGUCAAGCAACUGGGGAAGACCGAGCGACAAGCCGUCCUAAACCUCCCAAGAUAUGCUUUGCAUUCACUGGCCAAGGAGCACAGUGGGCAGGAAUGGGGCGGGAUUUGUUGGACACGAACCCGUUCUUUGCAGAGUCAAUGAAACGAUCUCAGCAGAUUCUGAACGUUAUUGGUGCAGAUUGGCAUCUGAUCGAGGAGAUUAGCAAGGACGAGCACUCCCGCAUCAACGAGGCAGCUUUUUCUCAACCAAUUUGUACCGCCAUUCAGAUCGCACUGGUAGAUUUGCUCGCAUCGUGGAACAUUCAUCCGGUUGGUGUCAUUGGGCAUAGCUCGGGGGAGAUAGCCGCUGCAUAUGCUGCUGGCAUGCUUUCGGCAGAAGACGCCUUGAAAAUUGCUUAUCACCGAGGCAGAUGUGUCGAAGUGUUGAAAGAGCGUUAUCCCGAUCUCCGCGGUGCCAUGCUUGCAGCAGGUAUCUCGGCCGCAAAUGCUCAGACGUACCUCUUGGACCAGCCCAUCAACGAAAAAGCCGUUGUUGCUUGUGAAAACUCUCCAAGCAGCGUCACAAUUUCAGGUGACGAAAAGGCUGUACUGGCCGUACAAGAAAGGUUAAAUGAAAAGAAACUGUUUCAUCGAAGACUCAUCGUUGAAACAGCCUACCAUUCCCACCACAUGGACCUGAUCCGUGAUGACUACAUGGACUCCAUUAAGGAUAUCAACUGUACUGCACGCCGGUCAAGUGUCCAGAUGGUAUCAUCCGUCAACGGUGAGGAAGUUCAGGAUGGCGUCCUAGGAGUCGAUUAUUGGUGCAAUAACCUCACAUCACCGGUCCGCUUCGUUGAUGCGGUGGCUGGAAUUCUCGAAGUAAUUCGUAGCGAGAAUAAGGAACCAGUGGCUAUGGUCGAACUAGGCCCUCACGCAGCGCUAUCUGGCCCAAUAAAACAGACAAUCAAGGCCAAAAGCAUACAGGGGGUCGACUAUCUGUCUGUGCUCCAUCGCUUCCAAGAUGGUAGCAAAACCGCGUUAACUGCAGCUGGUCAACUCUUCCAAAGCGGAUACCUUGGGCUUGAUUUGAAUGUGAUCAACAACCCCUAUGGCACCACAGAUAAUCGCCACCUGUCAGAUAUGCCAAGAUACAGUUGGAAUCACAAAACGACGCACUGGAGUGAGUCACGUAGGAGUGCAAAUUAUAGGUCCCGUAAAUUUCCCAGGCAUGAUCUCCUGGGAAGCUUUGGUCUUGACAGCAUCUCUGAUGAGCCAAUCUGGAGGAACCACCUGAAUCUUCAAAGGCAGCCAUGGCUCGCAGGGCACGCUAUUGGAGGGCUUAUUAUCUUCCCCGCUGCUGGCUACUUGGCUAUGGUUGCGGAGGCUCUGAAGCAAGUCGCUCUGAGUGAUGGAAACCCCUGGAAGAAUCUGCGGCUCAAAUUUCGGAACGUCAAUUUUGGAAGUGCUCUCAUUAUAUCAGACACUUCGACGGUGGAAACCAUACUUGCCCUGCGAUCACGCACCCAUGGGAGCUCUUGGAGAGAGUUCCACAUAUUUUCUGUCCUGAACAACGGCCAGUCAACAGAACACUGUCGAGGGAUGGUAACGACGACAUCACAGGGCCGCCAACGAGACUUAACAGAUGAAACCUCCACGGCAUUGGUUGAUCAAGUCAAAAGGGAAAACAUGAUCCAAAUUGACCCUCGUAAUUUGUACCAAGAACUGAGAACAAUUGGUUUGCAGUACACUGGUGUCUUUGCAGGCCAACAACAAAUAAGGGCAUCAAAACAUGGAUCAGUAUGUCGCAUACCUGUACCAGAUGUUCAGUCCAUUAUGCCCGCGAAGUAUCAGCAGCCACAUUGCAUCCAUCCGUCAACAUUGGAUCUCUGCUUCCAGUCAGUCUUUCCAAUCAUGAAAACAGCCGGUCUCCUUGGCAGCUCCACGUCGGUAAGCUUCAUUAACAGCUUAGAUAUUCAUACCGAUAUCCCUUCCAAACCGGGACAGGAGCUGGAAGUCAUCACAAACUUACGUCAAUAUGGAAACUCAAAGGUGAUUGCCGAUACAGUUGUUACUCAUUCUCGAGGGGGGAAGUCCUCCAUGUUUAUGAGAGUCAACGGAUUAGUACUUGCAAGUUCAGGAGGGUUUCUACACAGUGGACCAUCACAGCGCCCCGAAGGCGAAUCAUUGACGCACCAACUCAAGUGGUCUAUUGAUCCAGAUUUGGCCCAGUCCGGCGCUGUUGUUGCCCAUUGUCAACUGGGCCAAACAGAGUUGAUGGCACAGGGGAACAACCAUGUUUGUAGCGAAUAUGCGAAACACCUCAUCCAGAAAACUCUGGGCUCGCUUAGUCCUCACGAUGAGAUAAAAAUAGAGGGCCACUUGCUCAAGUUUUUCCAAUGGUUGAAAAGUCGCAACACUACCCAAAACUUUGAGUCUUUGAGCUCGAGUACGACCGAUAUUGAAGAACAAGUCAAGAGAGCCGGGCCCAUUGGGGAGAUGCUAGCACACAUCGGUCCUCAUCUUGCCGAGAUUCUUCGGGGUGAGGUAGAUGCCCUUUCAUUGCUUCAAGAAGACAAUCACCUCGAAAAGCUGUAUAGCCAUGGAAGCUAUGAUAGAUGCAACCGCCAACUCGCCAAGUAUGUUCAACUGUUGCAAUUCAAAAACCCAAACAUGCGCAUUCUCGAAAUAGACCCCGGAACUGCGAACACAACAACGCCAAUCAUUGAAGCACUAUCCACACAGGUAGACUGUUUGGGAAGACCAAAGUUUGACAAAUACACUUUCGCGGACAUCUCGACCGGCUCUCUUGAAGUGGCGGAACAAAGGCGCGAGAAAUUUGGCGGCUUCAUUGAAUUCAAGAAACUUGACCUUGAUAAACAACCCAUAGAACAAGGCUUUGACUUGGGUUCAUAUGACCUUGUAAUAGCCACGAAUGCUGCUCACGCCACUCGGGACAUCGAGCGUUCAUUGAACAAUGUCCGAGCAUUGCUGAAAGAGAACGGUCAUCUCGUUCUUAUUGAGCAUACUGUUCCUACUCUGCAUACUGGGUUAAUAUUUGGUAUGCUUCCAGGCUGGUGGCUAGCGGCGGACGGUCGGCAAGAAGGGCCGCUCCACGGCAUAUCUAAAUGGGAUGAGUGCCUCCGAGCCUGUGGAUUUUCUGGCACCGACAUCAACCUUCCAGAUUAUGGAAACGCCGAGCAUGAAAUGAACGUUUUGAUAACGUCAGCAUGCCAAGAGCCAACUCCAUUGUGCCUUGGUACAAAAGAUUUAUCUCAGAGUCUAACUAAUUCUCCAAGCUAUGUUAAAUCCCCAAGUACACAAUCAGUCACAUCCGAUAUUGCUUCUCCACGUUCGGCUACAGAUUCAGGUCCAUCUACGGAGGAUAUUUAUGACGAUCAAAUAGUCCAGAUUGUACAUGGCGCAGCGGAAGAAAGCUUGGCUCAACACCUAUCGGAAAUCUUUAGAGCAGAGGGUAUUCCUGCGGCGACGGUCGAAUUGAAAGAUCUGUUGCCAAGCGAUAGGCUUGUAGUGGUACUCCUGGAGUCGAUGGAGCCAUUCCUGGCCACAUGCGCCGAUGAAGACUGGCAAAAAGUCCGGCAGAUAUGCAGUUAUGCUGCAGGAGUUCUCUGGAUCACUACCGGAGCGGCAAUUGAGACCCCUAAGCCAAUGGGAGCUCUCAUUACGGGACUCUCACGCACUUUACGAUCCGAGAAUCGUUCAGCGAAAUUUGUGACCGCGGAUCUCGAAGAGAACUCGAGUGCUGAAAACAGAUAUGAAUGGGAUUGCCGCGCCGCUGUUAAUAUUUUCAAUAUUUUCCGGCGCUCUCUAUAUGACUAUAACCCAGAGUCGAUGAUAGAGUGGGAGUAUGCCGUCCGUGAUGGCCAGAUCCUGAUUCCACGAGUCGUCGAGGAACUCCAAAUGAACGACUAUGUUCGGGAUAGUGUGUCCAAAUUCCACCCACGACUCCAAAGCUCACUCGAAUCCGGGCGCGCCUUGGGUCUGAAGAUUCGAGUACCUGGACUUCUGGAUACCCUCUACUGGGCAGAUUCCGAGAAGCACUCGCGCCCAGUCGGACCAGAAGAAGUCCGUGUCGAGCUUGAAUUCAUUUCUCUCAACUUCAAGGACAUCAUGAUUGCCAUGGGCCAGCUUGACGGACAUUCCGAGUUGCUUCUAGAAGGAAGCGGAAAAGUCGUGCAAGUUGGCGAUAGUUUGUCUAGCCAAUUUGUUAUCGGUGAUUCGGUCUACGUAUGCGAUUUUGAUGGUCUUGCAACUACGUCCAAUGUCCAUAAAUCGAGGGUCCUUCGUGUGCCGCAGAACAUGGGUUUGGAUAUCCCCGCCGCUACUGGUAUCGCAUAUGCCACGGCUUUCUACGCCCUAGUCGAUCGAGCUAACCUGCAAGCUGGAGAAACUGUCCUGAUUCACUCCGGAGCUGGCGCAGUUGGACAAGCCGCGAUUACGUUGGCUCAAAACGUCUGCAAAGCUGGCAAGAUCUUUGUUACCGUGGGCAGUGCCGAGAAGCGCGAGUUCAUCAAGAAUACCUUUGGAAUACCAGACGAACAUAUAUUUUCUAGUCGUGGACUUGACUUUUAUGAAGGAGCUCUUCGCCAGACCAAGGGCGAAGGUGUCGAUGUACUGCUCAACUCGCUCAGCGGCGAAGCACUACAAAAGGGUGUUGAUCUUCUCGCCCCUCUGGGACGGUUCGUCGAAAUCGGAAAGAAGGACUUACUUUCUUUCGAAUCAAGACUGGAAAUGAGGUCUCUCGAGAAAAACACCCAAUUCUCCACGGUGGAUCUGACAAUGCUUGGGAGGAAACGACCAGACCAGCUGCAUGGAAUUCUUGACACCGUUUUCAGCUUACUUGCCCAAAGUCAAAUCACCACUUUCGGUCCCAUAGAGGCUAGACCACUCUCAAAACUGGAGGAAGUUUUCAGAUUGAUGCAAUCUGGACAACAUAUGGGCAAACUUCUCCUGAAGACUAAUCCCGUUGAACCCAUUUUAGUCCAACCACCGAAACCAGCGGCUGUAAAGCUGAAAUCGAACUUUUCCUACCUCGUCAUUGGUGGAACUGGUGGCCUUGGAAAGCAAACUCUCCGUCUUCUGGCCAACCUUGGUGCUAAGAAGCUCAUAACAAUAUCGCGCUCCGGCCUGGAUGGUCAAACGACGAAAGACAUGGUUGAAGAAUUGUCUGGGCGGGGAGUAGAAGUGACGGUACAUAAGGGGAGUGUCUUGGAUAAGACAUUCCUUGAAAGUUUGAAGGAUCGUUGCAGGGACCAUCCGAUCAAAGGCGUUAUCCAAGGUGCCAUGGUUCUAGAAGAUUCCCGAGUGGAAGGGAUGGGGUACACGCAAUGGCGAGCUGCAAUGGAACCCAAAGUUUUUGGAACUUGGAACAUACAUGAGGUUUUCGGGGAUUCACUUGAUUUCUUCGUGCUCCUUUCAAGUAUCGGCGGUGUGAUCGGGUCUUUGGGCCAGGGGAAUUAUGGUGCCGGUAACACGUUCCAGGAUGCCGUUGCUCGCUAUCGAGCAGUAUUAAGACUGCCAGGUCGGUCCAUAAAUGUCGGAUUAGUUGAGGAUGCGGGAUAUACGGCAGAAAACGAGGCUGCGGCAGAGUUCAUGAAACGCCAAGGCCUGACUACGUACAGGCUCGGGGAAUUCCUGGCAACAAUUGAGGAAGCAAUAAAGAACCCCGUCGCAGCUACACCGAAUGAGGCGCAGUUGCUCUGUGGCCUGAGCAGAGCCGACCCGAGCUCCCAGGAUGAAGCAGGGAUACUCCAAAGACCAGAUCCGAAGUUUUCCUACAUCUGGAGGAAGUCUCGAGGGCAAGAGCGGCGAGACCCAAGUUCCACUCAAGUUGAUGUCCAAGCGGUCUUGAGAUGUUGCGGAAGCGCCGAGGAGGCUGUCGAGACCACCUUAACUGCAAUUAAAACAAAGCUGGCCCGCCUUCUAGCAGUCCUCGUCGAUGACAUUCGAGUUGAUCGAACACUUGCAAGCCAUGGUGUCGACUCCCUUAUUGCAAUCGAACUUCGAAACUGGAUCUCGACCUUUUUGGAAGCUCAUGUCGACAGUCUUGAGCUAAUGAGCUCAAUACCAUUCGCGGACCUGGUUGCGUUGAUCGCCAAAAGGUCUUGUUUGGUUCCGCCGGGAAUCUUUGCUAAAUGACCGGACAAGGCGGUGUCGCGUGGAAAUAGGCGAGUGGGGAGGUUGAGGCAAUGAAGAGCGGCGCCGAAACAUUAGGAGGGGUAGUUACUGUACUUCGUAUGCUGAAAGAAUAGUAGUAAAACUAGAGUUGUGAAACUCAUUAAUAAACUUUCUUAUUCUGAGCACUAAACUAAGCCACCCAGGGGAAAUAGUAUAGAGAUGGAAUCUCUGGACUGGCACUGAUU
Molecule: messenger RNA, 7928 nt
Organism: Truncatella angustata
Lineage: Eukaryota; Fungi; Ascomycota; Sordariomycetes; Amphisphaeriales; Sporocadaceae
Product: polyketide synthase
Exons: 9
Coding region: 1-7704 (2567 amino acids)
Biological process (GO): fatty acid biosynthetic process; secondary metabolite biosynthetic process
Molecular function (GO): phosphopantetheine binding; fatty acid synthase activity; 3-oxoacyl-[acyl-carrier-protein] synthase activity
Source: RefSeq, a predicted model, not a curated record